Molecule: messenger RNA, 9405 nt
Organism: Cydia pomonella (codling moth)
Lineage: Eukaryota; Metazoa; Arthropoda; Insecta; Lepidoptera; Tortricidae
Gene: SMC5
Product: structural maintenance of chromosomes protein 5
Exons: 21
Coding region: 150-3320 (1056 amino acids)
Biological process (GO): double-strand break repair via homologous recombination
Cellular component (GO): Smc5-Smc6 complex
Molecular function (GO): ATP binding; ATP hydrolysis activity
Source: RefSeq, a predicted model, not a curated record
UAUCGUUAAUUUAUUAUUUUACUGGUAACAUAACUCCAACUGUCAAACAAGUCAAUUUUUGACGAGUUCUCAGAAAUUUAUUUGAGUGGAUUGUUACAAUAGGAUUCCCGAGCUUUGGUGCUUAUAUUAUGCUACUUAAACAGUAAAAUAUGCCUAAAAAAGCCCACAACAAGGCCGCUAAAGCCGGCUCCAUUUACAGAAUAGCCCUACAAAACUUCGUGACGUAUAAGGAAGUCGAGUUGUUCCCGGGCCCGUCUCUGAAUUUGAUCAUUGGUCCAAAUGGAACUGGAAAAUCGACGUUUGUUUGCGCCAUUAUUCUGGGACUUUGCGGGAAAACCAGCGUCAUUGGAAGGGCAAAGAAGAUCUCGGAAUAUGUCCGCAGUGGAUGCCAGGAGGCCACAAUUGAGAUAGAGUUGCACCGUGAGCCCAAUGAACCAAAUGUCAUAAUAACUCGCACCUUCAACCUCCAAGAUGCCAGCACGUGGAAGAUCAACAAUAAGACUGUUAGGGAGAAGCAGGUUCAGGAGCUUAUUUCUACUAUGAAUAUUCAGGUGGACAAUCUCUGUCAACUGCUCCCACAAGACCGGGUGCAGGACUUCUCUAAGAUGAACGCCCAAGAGCUCCUCCGGAGUACUCUAGCGGCGGUGGGCGGGCACAUCAGCGUUGAACAACUGGAUGAGCUAAUAAGGACCAGAUCUGAGCAGCGGGGGUUGUCAACCAGACUGCAGAACAACGCGCAGCUGCUGGAGGAAAAAAUACGACAGAAUGAGAGAUUAAAAAUAAUUAUCGAGGCCAUGCAACAACGUAAAGAAAUAGAGCAGGAAAUAUUGAUGUGCGAGCGGAAGAAGUACUGGAUAGAGUACCAAGAAUUGCGUGAGAAGGUGAAUGAGUAUAAAGGCGACAAAGAAAAAGCUCUCAAGCUGGUGGAAAUCCAUUCAAAGAAGUUGGAACCUUUGGAAAAGGCUUUCAAUAAAGUUAAAAGUGGAAUUGGCAAACUGGAACAACAGAAGUUGAAUGCAGCUCGAGAAGUCCGUGUUCUAAAAGACAAAUUGAAGGAAACAAUAGAGUCAGUGAAAGCACAAGAGUUCACUUUGCGAGAUAAAUACUCUAGUCUGAUGGAGAAAGUUGAGCGUCAUAAAAAUAGAGAGAGAGAGCUAGGCGAAGCUAGAGCUAAAUUGGAUAAGUUGAUUACGGAUAAGAGGAAGUUUGACGAGGAAAUUAAUGAGGAUGGCGUCAAAAUGGAGUUAGCACAACUACACAAGAAGAUUGCGAAGGAGAACGCGAGCAUAGAUGCUAUCAAGAAACAACAUAUGGAGAUGCAGUUUCAGCUUGAAAGUAACGUCACACCCGUGAUACGACACCAUCAGAACAAAAUACGCAGCCUAGAGAAUGUGGACGAGAAACGCCUCGAAGUGCUGAAACACGCCAGCGAGCACACAUACAAAGCGGUGAUGUGGCUGCGUGAAAACCGGGCCAUGUUCAAGAAAAAAGUUUAUGAACCUAUGAUACUUGAGAUAAACUUCACGGAUUCGAAAUUCGCUCGGUACCUCGAGGCCAAGGUGGCUUCCCGCGACCUCUUUGCGUUCACGUUCGAAUGUAGCCAGGACAUGAACCGGUUCACGAACAUCGUGAGGAUGGAACACGGUCUGCGGACGGUGAACGCCGUCAGCAGCGAGGGGUACCCUGCGCUCUCACACUACCGGGCGCAGCAGAAGGACAUAGGACAGCUGAGCUAUCUCGGUUUCUACACGUACCUUCUGGACACGAUAACGGCGCCCGAUCCGAUCUUGCGGUACCUUUGUGGCAAUUACAAUAUACAAAGCAUACCCAUAGGAAACGACCACACCUUUAAUAAUUGCUCCAAAGUGCCUUCCAACAUUAAAUCUUUCUUUACCGAAAAUCAUCGCAUCAACAUCAGCGUGUCUCGCUACAGCGGGGUGAAGUCGAGUUCGACGGUGGAGAUAGGGCCCGCGAGACUCCUAGCUAACACUGUCGACAAGGACGAGCUCGACAACCACAAAACUCAGCUUUCAGAACUUGAGAAUAGGGCGAAAAACAUGAAAGCGAAAAUGCAAGAUCUUCAAAACAAAGUAACAAAUCUAGAAGGCAAACUCAACGACCUCAAUAUGCAAAGGAAGAAGAUCACUGAAAACACUGACAAGCUUAAAGCGCUCAGUACACAGAUACGUCUUCAAGAGAAAAAGGUCCAAGAUAUUGAAAAUGAACCAACUUUCAAUCUGCAGGAAGAAAAGGAGAAAUGUAGACGGGAACAGAGGAACGUUGUGAAGAAGCAGUGCAAGAUGCACCAGGAACUAGUAGCCAUUAUGAAGAAACUGCAGGAUAAAUUGCUCAAUGGAGAAAUGUGGAAGCUUAAAUUAGACAUCAGUAGAAAGGCGACAGAAAGUCAGGAAUCACAAUUAAGGGAACUUGAAAUAGCAUUACGAGAGGCAAAGCAUACAUUAGAAGAUAUGGAAGCACGCUACAAGCAGACGAAUAUGAAAGCUCACGCUAAACUGAAAGAGGCAAAGAAAGCGUGCAGCAGCGAGUUCUUGCCACAGCAUCCAAGCUUCCCCUUCAAAGAACAGUUCAGUGAGUUGCCGGCCGAGCUGGAUAGACUACAAGAGCACUGUUACGAGCUACAAACUAGGAUGGAUUGUAUGGACAAGGGAGAUGAACAGGUAAUCAAAGAAUAUGAGGAAAGGGAAAAAGAAAUAGCGAAAUUAAAGACUGACGUCAGCAGCAACAGUGACGUUCACAAAGAGCUUGAAAGCAAAAUGAAUUCUAUCAGAGAGAAGUGGCUGCCUCCUUUGGAAAACUUACUGCGGGAUAUAGACAAAAGCUUCGGAGAAAUGUUCGCCAAGCUGGGUUGCGCCGGGGAAAUCAAACUGGACAAAGCUGGAAGUGAUGAGGACUACGACAAGUACGGCAUUUCUAUCCUGGUCCGUUUCCGGACGUCGGAACAACUGCAGCAACUGACGCGACACGCGCAGUCGGGCGGCGAGCGCGCGCUGUCCACCGCCAUGUACCUCAUGUCGCUGCAGCGGCUCACCACCGUGCCGUUCCGAUGCGUGGAUGAAAUAAACCAGGGAAUGGACCCGAUAAACGAGCGCAAGAUGUUCCACCUGCUCGUCAAAGUCACAACCGAGUGCGACAACGCCCAGUAUUUCCUGUUGACGCCUAAACUUCUAACAAAUCUGGAAUAUAAUCCAAAGAUAAUGGUCCACACCAUAAUGAAUGGCAAGCAAAUUAUGAACUACAAGCAGUGGAAUUACCAGGACUUUUUAAAGAACGCCAGAUCCUACAGAUCGACUAAAAGCUAGUUGAUAGGCACCUAAAUGUGUGAAGUGUAGUUUUAAACCGAGAUAAGAAAAGCCUUGUGUACCGAAUUCAAUUUGAGUACAACCAGUCGUACCUCAUUUGAUAUAUGUAGUCAUUUAAUGACAUCGUAUAAUCAACAUUGAACAUAACAGAGCAAUAUGUUUUCUUUUAACUUUGUAAAAGCUAAGUCUAUUUUUUGACUCUUGUUCGCAAAAUUCGGUCGUAAAUUCUGAAUUUCUUGGAUGAGCUACUUGUAUUGUCUUUGUCUGUCUGUUGUGUUGUUGUUUUGUCUGUAUGUAGAUACGUUAAAUAGUGAUGAUAUUGGUGUUUAACGCGCACAAUUUAAAUAUUGUGCUUAAAUUAUAAUUAAUUCAAAGGCAGUGUUUGGUACAGGCACAGUCUCAUUGAAGGUUUAAGAUGUGCAAAGCUUUAAAAAAAAUCGUGCACCACAUAUGACCGCUGAAAAAGAUGACGCUGUAUUGCGUCAUAUGUUUAAUAGUCACUGGAGUGUCAAUCAUCAAAUUUUGACAGCCAGAGUUGCUGCAUAACGUUCGGGAGCCGUACGUAUUCGAAGCAUGAAUUUGUUUUAAACUUGACACAUCUUGCACAGUCAAUUCAUCUUUGCUACAGGUCACAGGGUAGCUUAGUGUUUAAAACUAAAACAAUUCGACAGUGUAAACAGUCCAAGUUUCAAUAAGUUAAAAAUAAUGGUGAGGCCCUGUUAAAACAUAGUCUUUAAAAUUUUAAUCUUAAUUUUAUUUAUAUUUACUAAAUCUUAGUUUUUAAUUGCGUGGAAUUCUGACGAUCAUAUAUCGUAAACCUUUGGACUAAAAUUAUAUUAUAUACUUUGUACUAUCUCGACUCGUUUUAAAGAAAAAAAUAAUGUUCAAGUGAAUUUGUUUAUACCGUGGCAGAUCCAGCUAUCCUUCAUACGUACCUUAUUUUUAGCAUAUCUGGCCACUGCGAUAACUCAUGUGCUUAAAAUUAUUGUAUUUUUUUUGUAUUUUUCUAAAAGCAAACAAUAUAAUUGAGUUUUAUCAAGCCUUUCAACAUAACCCGUCGUUCGUGCGAUGGAGGCAACGACGAGCGGCGGCCAUAGGUGGGCACGAAAGGACGGAUCGCUAUGUUCCACUCCAACCUAUGGCCGCCGCUCGCCGUUGCUGCCGCCGCACGAUAUCGUGGCCGUGCCGUGAAAGUGUUCUCCCUACAUCUAUCUACCGUUCAUUUCAAACAAAUUACAAAAUUGUUUACGUCAUUACUCAUGUCAUUCGGCUUUCAACAGUUUGAACAUGCGAAUGUGUUUGAAAUUUCGUUCACGGGAACUGCCCACUUUGAGAUUUUUCAGUAAAAGAGAGAGCAAGAAAUAUUAUUUUCAUAUAAAAAUAAUUGACAAUAAUAUGUCAGUAAACAAUGUUUACUAUCUCUGAUACGUCUUAUUUCGAUAGCUGUCAGAAUUCCACGCAAUUAAAAAAUAAGGUUUACGGGUACAAUUUUGUAAGCUCUAAAUGUAAUUUUAUUUUGCUUUGAACUGUGCAGGUAAUUUUAUAGUGCUUUUUUUAGCAUUGGAAAUAAGGUUAGGGUGUAGUAGGGUGGGUACGUGUCUUUUAUUGAAAAACACUUUUGAAAAAUAAGUCACGGCAAAUAUGUAACAAUUAUAAAUCACAUACGAUCAUUUACAUUAUUUUUCUUUCAUAAGUAAUGGUUACUGAUUUUUAUAAAGCGUUUUUCAAUAAAAAUACAUAUCAUGAUUGUUGACCUUUUAAACAGAUUUCCUAUUUUAUUUUCGAACCAUUGCUACACAGUAGCUGGGAAUUCUGUCGCAUGUACAUACGAGGAAGGUCUGUAUGCUCACCCAUUUCACUAUUUGUGUCUUUCUUAACUAAAUAGAUGUUAUAUUAUAUUACGUGUGUAGAUCGUAUGUAGCUGAGAGGAUUACCUACCCUCUCCUUCUUACGAUGGCAGUAUCAUUUUCAACAGGGAUGAGUACCUUUUUAGCUACUGGCACGAAGGGAUUACUCACGUAAUUUUAGUUGGAAUAUCGCUCGACAUGUUUCAAGCCGGGUAGAUGAUUUUCAACAGGAGCACCGGCCAUGGCGGCCAUAUUGCGCGCGCGUCUAGUGAUUUUUAUGUGUGUGAUUUUUCGACUAUAAUUACGAAACCCGUUUGGCGCCAUUCAUAUUUUUACGACGAUUUGUGCCAGAUUUUGGCGUUCUCCCUUCCCUAAGUAAGAAAAAAUUAAAACAAGGCCGACCCCUUCCCUCCUAUUUAAUAUUUAUAGGUAACAAAGGGCUUGUGCACAAAUCACUCGAGGUUUUUUCGGCUACUUUUUUGGACCCCCCCCCCCACUCCGCCACAUAACCUCACGUGUAUUUUUAUUUUAUUUUUUCAUUCGACCUAAUUUUAAGAUAAAUAGUAUUGUACAGAGUAUAUCUUGUUUAUACUCGCUAUUUCGAAUUGCCACGUGAAGAUUUAUGUUUAACGAAACCGAGAAAAAGUAUGUGGUUGAUAUUUUUUCUUACUUUCGUUCACUAUAGAAAAAUAUACGUGAGGUCUCCAUAUACCCCCCCGCCCCCAACGUGAUCUAUCGUGAUUUUUUGGUCCCCCCCCCCCCCUCUUCCAACCUCGCGUGAUUUGUGCACAAGCCCAAAGGAAAAAGAAUAUUUGCAGAGGUACUUACUAAUUUAAUUUUUUGGUAAUAAUCAACUUUGGUUUUAUCUUAAACUUUUUAUUUAUCGGCACUCGCGCUGAUGAAGACACUUUUUGGAAGUAUAAUCUUAACUUGCGCAUUUUUGUGAUCUUACGUAAGAACUAUCAGGACAGGGAGUCUUGUAGCCACCAUGUAGGAAAAAGUAAGACACGUUCGACCCUUCCCCCCAAAUCGCCUUAAGUAAUAAAUGAAUGGCACCUUUAAUAUAUCUAAUAUGUUAGAGUCUCACGGAAUUUUUAUAGUUAUCUUGUACAUAUUUUGUAUCGUUGUUAAAUGUUAAAGAGACAUUUGGAAGCGUAAUGUAAGUUUUGGAAAUUUACAACUUUAUUGUUUUUACGUUGUUGAUAGCACUGAACAGCUAAGUUCUUAUUUCGGUUUUUAGUAGUUAUGUUUGGUUCUCAUAUCAUAUCAAACGUAGCGACCAAUUAUUUGACUACCUUGUACCUGUUUUUAGCAGGCGAAGAUACACUAAGUUUAACUAUAACUUAAGGACGUAUGGAAAAACCUUACAUGUUUUAAUUUUCGUGAGAUGUCUCGUAAAAAUUAAAUCUUUAUCUAAUUGGUAGCGGUAGAGAGCUCACUAUGAUAUUUUAUAAUUUUCACAAUUUUUUUACUGCAUAUCAAAUUGAUAUUAUUGGUAUUUGAUACUAAUUUGUUUUAGUUAUAAAGCGUUUUUGUUAUUUUAUAUAUUCAGUAAGUAAUAAGAUUAUUUAUAAUCGAGUAUUCAUUGCAUGAGGGUAUAAGAUGUAUAAAGUCUAAGACAAAUCUAGGAAUAAAGACCCGAGAUUGACAUUACACCUUGCACAUUUAACAAUGCCAUUAAACGCAAGUAGGCGGGUCCACACAGACCGAGCGAGCUCGCACGUUAGUUAGUGCUUCUGGGCAUUUUCCGCAAAUCGACAACCAUUGUGCCUAUUGUGCGUGAAACGAGGUAGCGCUACUCUAACCACCCCAGCUCCUCCACGAAGCCUAGCAAAGUUUUCAGGUUGCUAAUUGCCUCUCCUAGUGUGCACGGAUUCCCUAGGUAUUUGUUCCUGUAUACUUCUACCUGUUUGCAGUCUAGGAGAAUAUGUUUUGUUGUUUCUUCUCUUCCAUGCACGCUCUGCACAUGGGGCUGUCUGUUUUACCCAUAUUGUGUAGGUGUUUGUGCGUGCGUGCGAGGCAAUUUCCUCACGCACAAAUCGGCCAGUGUAGACGUGCAUUGGGCGAGGCGGCGCGUGCGUUUUCCUACGCGCGUGCGUCUAUAUUGGCCGGUUUGUGCGUGAGGAAAUUGCCUCGCGUGUAUGCUGGCUCUGUGUGGACCCGGCUAUUAACACUAAUCAAUGUGUAAACAGGCCCCAAUGUCAAGGCCUACCGAUAUGCCACACUUAUCCGUAUUGUCCAUACAAUAAUCAUUUAUUCAUAUCCAUUUGAAUAUCUUUAGCUCGAGAUAUUGCUCGCUACCGCUGCCUCGAUUGCACGCAGGUUUUCAGCAAAAAAUUGUGGUUGCGAGAUUAGACUUGUUUGACAGUGGUCAGAUUAUCACACUUACUAUGUCUAGGAAACACUCAUGGCCAUUUUUCUUUGCAAUUUAUUAAACUAGGUUUCCGUAAUUUAAUUAUAAAAUGGCUGUGUUAUACGGAAAUCUAGUUACACUUCGCUGCAUUUGAUAUUUUAGUUAUUUUGUAUCGUUUAUGUUAAAAUUUGUUUUUAUGCUAUUUUAAAUAGAUUGGGAUUUCUAGGUCCCUUGCACGUAUAGUUUCUAUUUUUCUCCGUGAGCUUCUACGGAUUAUCGUCUUAUCUAUUGUUUAAAAACCGCAAAGGCGCGUGCCACUAUGAAAAAAUGGUCAAGCCGCAUAGGUAGCGUUUAUUGAAUUACUACUCUAUUGAGCACGGAAUAAGAUUCAUUAUGAACUAAUACAGAAUUCUAACAGAAUAGCUGUCUGAUCUCUAUUGGUGCGUCUAAGGUAGGCGACUAAACGCUCUCAAACCAGCUUAACUUGUGACACUGCGAUCCGAAACAAAGAUACGUAUUCGAAGACCUCGCUUGCACUGGUAAUGCGAGCGCACGGCUAGCUAGCGCCAAGGAAGCAAUGUUAUGCUUCUCGAGGAGCAGGUAAAAAACAGGGCCGGAUUUUCACACAAAUAUAUUUGGGUGGUUUUACGUUCUUUCAUUUAAAGAGAUAAAACAUAACACUAUUUAAAUAGUAGGUACACAUCUAACAGAAUGGGUUUGUGUAAUUACAAAAAUAACGAGAUAUACUCAUUUUUAUAAUCAACUGUUUAAACAGUUGUUUGCUAAUUUUAAACUUUAAACAGGCUAAUUUUAAAUAAACAAUAAAACAAUGGUAAAAUAGUAAUAAAUAUGUAUAUCAAUUUAACAAUCCCGUACUACUAAUGUUAAAAUAGACCUAUAUGUUAUAAUUAUGUACACUAAAAUAAAGAUAUUAUUUACAAUAGAGUACACAUUUAGUAAAACAUUUAUACAAAUUUAUAUUAUGAGUCAACAAAAAAAUAAGUAACAUAUACAUAAUAGUGUAUGCAUAAAAUAAAUAAAUAUAAAACAAAAUAUGCAUAUCGUUUAGAGUCAAAUCACGCUAACUCUUUCAAGCAAACCAUACAAACAGUGUCAGUUUGUUAGAAGUCUGAAGAGUUAGCGUUAUUUCGUAAAACCACCCAAAUAUAUUUGUGUGAAAAUCCGGCCCUGUUUUUUACCUGCUCCUCGAGAAACAUAACAUUGCUUCCUUGGCGCUAGCUAGCCGUGCGCUCGCAUUACCAGUGCAAGCGAGGUCUUCGAAUACGUAUCUUGGUUUCGGAUCGCAGUGUCACAAGUUAAGCUGGUUUGAAACGUUUAGUCGCCUACCUUAGACGCACCAAUAGAGAUCAGACAGCUAUUCUGUUAGAAUUCUGUAUUAGUUCAUAAUGAAUCUUAUUCCGUGCUCAAUAGAGUAGUAAUUCAAUAAACGCUACCUAUGCGGCUUGACCAUUUUUUCAUAGUGGCACGCGCCUUUGCGGUUUUUAAACAAUAGAUAAGACGAUAAUCCGUAGAAGCUCACGGAAAAAAAUAGAAACUAUACCCAUGGUGGCCAUUUUAUGAUCUUUAAGCGACAAAAUGGACCCUGGACUUAUGGAACUACGUUAAUUUGACAAGUGAAUAAUAGUAACGAUUUUGAAUACAUCCGUUUGACAUAGUUCCAUUACGACCAGCGACCUAGCGGUCCAUUUUGUUGACCUUAUUUUGAGUGUCGUCAAAAUGGAAUUAUUCCCAUGGGUAUUUAGUUCUUAAAUUUCAAUAAAGCCUACAUACGUCACAAGUAUGUUUUGUUAAUGUUAAGUUGAAUUAUACCAAUGAUUGCCAGUUCUAAACUAUUUGAUUUGAAUCAAUAAAUAUUUUAUGAAAA